Molecule: messenger RNA, 1035 nt
Organism: Eremothecium gossypii ATCC 10895
Lineage: Eukaryota; Fungi; Ascomycota; Saccharomycetes; Saccharomycetales; Saccharomycetaceae
Gene: IPA1
Product: putative polyadenylation protein
Exons: 1
Coding region: 1-1035 (344 amino acids)
Biological process (GO): proteasome-mediated ubiquitin-dependent protein catabolic process; protein monoubiquitination; protein polyubiquitination
Cellular component (GO): ubiquitin ligase complex; cytosol; nucleus
Molecular function (GO): ubiquitin conjugating enzyme binding; ubiquitin protein ligase activity; cyclin binding
Source: RefSeq, marked provisional
AUGCAGUAUCUCGCGGAGUAUCUGCCUAGGAUCGGCGUAAUGCUAAUAGUGGUUGCGGGAGAGGCUGGUGAGGUUGAACUGGGAAAAUUGGGUGGGCAUAGGUUGACUGUCACAGUAAAUGGAGCGGCCGAGGUGAUCGAAUUGCCCUGUGAGGUUGAUCCGCUAGCGCGGCCGCGUAUUAGACACUCCGAAGGUGCAUUUGAGGUCCGGCUGAAGGCGGUGAAUGGGACUGAGGGCCGGGGCGCGGACUUCACUAUGCUGGCUGCAGAGGACGGGUGGGGGCGAAAAGACCUGGCGCGUGCUGAACUGCGCUGCGCGGCGUGCGACGGGCUGCUGGUUACGGGCGAAGCAUGCAGGCGCGUGAGCGCGAUGCCCUCCGAGUUUUGGACGGAGCUGAUGGACUACUGGCACUGCCACAAGCCUGCGGACGAGUCUGCGGGCGCACAGCAGUACCUGACGAAAUAUAACGCGCUGCUGCCUGCGGACGGGGAGCUGCUGGUGGGGGACACAUUCGUCACGGUCGGCGAGGGUCUGCUGUCAGAGAAGCUGGCGAUGAGUGGCACGGCGGUCCUGUGCAAGGCAUGCAGAGCACCACUGGGUGCAGUGACUCGGGAAAAGCUGCUGCGGCUGCACAAGUGGAAUCUGGUACAGGUGCGUUCCGAUGGCAGUCGCAAAAAAUACCGGCAAGCCUCUGCAGUUGUCGCGGGACUGUUGAGCGCACUGAAUUCGCAUGCAGCGCGCGUGGUACAUCUCAGGGCCGAACGUGGCUCGCAGAUCGCGUUGUGGGUUUUCAAUGUGGGAUUAGAUGUGUCUACUGCCGAUGGUCUGAUCCGCUGCGGGCUCAAGAUCUUAUAUACGGACGAUGUCGAGUCUGUUACGCAUGCACCGAGCGGCAGGCAGCAUAUAGAAUCGAUGACCAUGCCUGACGCAUGCUUCGAUGACUUUGUAAAACGGUUGGAGACCACAAACGCGACAUUGCCGCUGAGAUGUGGGAAGAUGGGUAACUGGAACGUUAGUUACAUAAGCAUGCUAUAA